This is a messenger RNA of Xylaria bambusicola, 2239 nucleotides long. RefSeq lists its product as uncharacterized. The transcript is spliced from 3 exons. The coding region runs from base 712 to 1713 and encodes 333 amino acids. Lineage: Eukaryota; Fungi; Ascomycota; Sordariomycetes; Xylariales; Xylariaceae. The record is from RefSeq and is a predicted model, not a curated record.
CCUUAGGUCUUGUCCCCGCCCUACUCUCCGGUUAUUUUGUUAGAUAUAGGCGCCUCGCAUUUUGCAAUACACAUAGAAUAAUGUAUCAAGCUACCUACUAAAUACAACGAGAACACUAGCGAUACUCUGCUAUCACAAGAAUCGUAGUUUUCAACAGCCUACCCCGGUAGUAUGCAUCCUCGGCAUCCACGUCGCACCUUAGAGGAACUAAUAAGAUGAUACCCUUGUCUUUAGAACCCCGCGCUCUGCUCGCACACUUCGCCCACACCGUACUAUCGUCUCACUUGUCGUCAUAGGACACUCGAAAUAAAACCGGGGUACCAUGUAGUGUAAAGUUCGGUGUAUGAUUGUCAAGACAGCAGCGUGCCAAGGCAUGGUAGUCGAUUGGACAAUGGGGGUGAAUGGUGGAUUAACGCCGCCUAAACCCUAGAAGGAGGGGAUACGGGUCGACAGCAACGGUAUCGCAGCAGCCAUGGACAGGCCUAGAUACUGUAUCCUGGUUCUUCCUGUGCCUCUAACGGAGAUGACUAUUCACCAGGAACCACCAAGGCAAGGAUAUGCGCGAUAAAGCAUUGGUGAUAAAUUGAUUGUACGAUCUCUCGCCUUUUAGUUUGCCCUUCACAAAACCUAAAUUCCAAGGCCGAUCGGCGCAAAAUACUCUUCAAGAUCUAUCAUGACCGUCUCGUGAAAUCAAUAUACCCUAUACUCACCAUGACGAGCAUCAUCAAACACGUGUCGGGGCUGUUCCGCAUUACUCAUCAAUUUUUACUUCCAUCGAAACCCGUCCUAAUUGAGAAAGAUGUACCUGAUUUGAAGGGCAAAGUCACCAUCGUCACAGGAUCAAAUACAGGUCUCGGCAAAGAGAUCGCCCAGAUUCUCUAUUCCAAGAAUGCCAAAGUUUACAUGCUGGCACGCUCUGAGGAGAAAACCAAGAAGGCUAUAGAUAGUAUCAAGACUGCCGUGCCGGAUUCUGAUGGCGAGCUGAUAUACCUGCACCUCGACCUCGCCGAUCUCCCCAGUAUAAAAUCAACUGCCCAGGAGUUCCUCCGGCGGGAGUCUCAGCUCCAUCUGCUCUUCAACAAUGCUGGCGUCGCGUUUCCCCAAGCGGGCGCGAAGACCAAACAGGGAUACGUGCUCGAAAUUGGUGUGAACUGUCUAGGAACCUUCGCUAUCACCAAGCUCCUGACGCCUACCAUCAUUGCUACUGCCAAGGUCUCCCCCCCAAACAGCGUUCGCGUGAUUUAUGUCUCAUCAAACGCAUCGGAGGGAUUCAGCCCCGAGAACUUUGUGCAGAGCGUCUCGAACGCCGAGAACAUGACGGCAACGGGGAAAUACUUCUCGUCAAAGCUGGGCAAUUAUCUGCACGCGGCCGAAUUCGCGAACCGAUAUAAGUCGACCGGCGUAGUGUCGCUGUCGUUGAACCCCGGCGCGUUGGACUCCGACCUAUGGCGGGAGCAAUAUUCUGUAGUUACGUCAUUCCUACGAGCAACUCUCCUGUAUCCAACCAUCUACGGCGCAUACACUUGCUUGUAUGCCGCGUUCUCUCCCGAUAUCACGUGCGAGAAGUCCGGCACUCAUGUGUCCCCUUGGGGCCAGAUAUGGCAAGUAUCAGCAGAUAUGAAAACGGCCGCAAAGACGCCGGGAGAAGGAGGUGAUGGCACAGCGAAAGAAUUUUGGGAAUGGAGUGAAGCGCAAGUCAACAAAUACCUCUAGAUGAUGUGCCUGCUUGUGUUCAUCUGGUCACAAAUAGGGAACAAGUAGAAUGGACGUAAUAUCGAAGUUUUUUCUUUCUUAUCUCAGUUUCCCGGGUUUUAUGUCCAAGGCGUUACUGAUGGUAUAAUAAAUAGCCUGUGAAUGCCACAGAGUCUAGGUGAGACAUGAGACGUAGUUUAACACAUCACGUAUGAUUGCUUGCCAGUAUAUUGACUCACCCCUUCACCCAGGUUCCUAGUAACACCAGGAGGCACAGCUACAGCCAAUCAAGGUAUUUGAUUGGGCAUAGCAUAUAUGUAGAUCGCAAGACUCGAUCAGUAAAAAAGACUAAGAGACUAAAGAAGAUUGUGCAUGACAUGACGGAAAUAGGCCAAUCAGGUCAACGUAAAACGACCAGAUUUAAUUAAUAAAAGAAACGAACGAACAAAAAAGCGCUGCCUCCACGCGGAAUCGAACCGCGGAUCUUGUCAUGAACUCGCAAGCUUUUGCAUACGAGUGACACGCAUUACCCCUGUGCCAUAGAGGC